AUGAGUCCCUCAAGCAACAUCCUCAUACCAGCCCGAAUAGCCAUUCGCCAGCUUCAGAAACGCACCUACUCCAUGUCUUCCACUCCCAAACCCCGUCAUCUCCUCUCAAUCGCAGACCUGACGGCCUCCGAGCUCAGCACGCUCGUUCUCUCCGCCUCGUCCCACAAAGCCGCUCUCAAAUCUGGCACCACUCCACCUACACUCAAAAACGCUCUCGCCGGCAAGACAGUUGCCAUGAUGUUCAACAAGCGCAGUACACGCACGCGUGUCUCCACUGAAGCAGCAGUCACGGCAAUGGGAGGACAUCCGAUGUUUCUCGGGUCAAGCGAUAUCCAGCUUGGAGUCAACGAAUCCCUAUAUGAUACAUCGGUAGUCAUAUCCUCGAUGGUAUCGGCCAUGGUCGCCCGCGUAGGAGCACAUUCUGAAGUCGCGGAUCUGGCGAAGGAUAGCAGCGUACCCGUGAUAAACGCUCUAUCUGACGCAUUCCACCCUCUACAAACCAUUGCGGAUUUCCUCACCAUAUAUGAGGUUUUCGGAAGGAAAGGCGGAAAAGGAUUGGGCGUUGAGGGACUAAAGGUGGCUUGGGUGGGAGAUGCGAAUAAUGUGCUCUUCGAUCUUGCGAUAGCAUGUCAGAAACUUGGCGUGCAUAUAUCUGUCGCUACACCGACAGGAUACUCCAUCCCCGCCCCUAUGCGGGAUCUUAUAAGGUCGUCCUCUUCCGGAGCGGGAUUCGUUGAGACGAACGUCCCUGAGGAGGCUAUCAAGGAUGCGGAUGUCCUUGUCACGGAUACGUGGAUUUCUAUGGGGCAGGAGGAAGAGUCUCUGAAGAGGAUAAAUGCUUUCAAGGGGUAUCAGAUUACGGAGGAGCUGGCGAAGAAAGGUGGUGCAAAGGAUGGGUGGAAGUUUAUGCACUGUUUGCCAAGGCAUAAAGAGGAGGUUGAUGAUGCGGUAUUUUAUGGGGAGAGGAGUUUGGUGUUCCCUGAGGCUGAAAAUCGACUUUGGGCGGCGAUUGCGGCGUUGGAGGGGUUUGUGAUUAAAAAGGGGAAUAUUGUUUAG
Venustampulla echinocandica is the source of this 1056-nucleotide messenger RNA. RefSeq names its product putative Ornithine carbamoyltransferase, mitochondrial. NCBI's taxonomy places the organism in Eukaryota, Fungi, Ascomycota, Leotiomycetes, Helotiales, Pleuroascaceae. The record is from RefSeq and is a predicted model, not a curated record. The transcript has a single exon. Gene Ontology annotation, molecular function: amino acid binding; ornithine carbamoyltransferase activity. The coding region runs from base 1 to 1056 and encodes 351 amino acids. Gene Ontology annotation, biological process: L-citrulline biosynthetic process. Gene Ontology annotation, cellular component: mitochondrion.